Amorphotheca resinae ATCC 22711 is the source of this 2145-nucleotide messenger RNA. RefSeq lists its product as hypothetical. Gene Ontology annotation, cellular component: cytoplasm. The transcript has a single exon. Gene Ontology annotation, biological process: cell population proliferation; mitotic spindle organization. Bases 1 to 2145 code for a protein of 714 amino acids. Lineage: Eukaryota; Fungi; Ascomycota; Leotiomycetes; Helotiales; Amorphothecaceae. The record is from RefSeq and is a predicted model, not a curated record.
AUGGACUACGAGGUUACCAGCUUCACCACACAGGCAAUAACAGACACCGAUAGCGACGGCCCCCCAAGCUCUCCAUUUGCUGCAGAUGUUACAAAUCUGAGCAAUAGCGAAAACAUCUCCCCGAGCAAAACGCCCCGACCUGCCGCGCAAAGCUCUGUCGAGCGCGAGCAAACCUCGCCAUUGAAGCCAUUGAAGAUACGCAGCUCGCCUGAGCCCAAGUCCGCAUCACCACAGAAGUCCUCAGAGCCAUCGCGAAGCCCACGGAAGCUGUCGUCGCCGGAGAAGAGGUUUCCCGUCAGGCCUUCUAUCUCGCCCGAGAAACGCCCAGUUGUUGUGGAGAGGAAAAUGAGCCUCGAGGAUGCUCUGCGCGACAACGAGGGUCUUACGAAAGCUAUUGAGAUAUUGGAGGAUGAGGACAGCGAACUUCACGAAGACUUUGAUGACGAGGCGAAUGAUACCCUGACCAGCAUUGGUCGCGCUGGUUCUGACGAGGCCCCCAAUAUGGACGACACAAUGGUCAGCACAUUCAGCACGUUCUCAGCUGUACCGGACAUGACCAUGUUUGCAAAGAUUGGACACAGUCCUACCAAACCUGCCGGAAUGACCCCUAGUCCACGACGGACUCAAAUGAGCACUCCAGCUACUUCUCGAAGAACAAUGAAUCAUUCUCCUUCUCCAACCCCUCGAGGCAACAAAUACGACCAGAACAAGGACGAUGGAAAUACCACUAACCUUAUCCUCGAUUUUACUGAACAGAUCUCCGGAUUUUCUGGUCGCUAUCUAUCUCCCGCAAAGCAAGCCAGACUUUCUCCUACGAAGAGCUCAACGACGCCAGAUUUAUUCGGCUCUAUCACUCCCUCCGUAAAUCGACAUAUGUCGAAUCUUCUGGACUUUGAUAUCCCUCCGGCUCCAACACCUCGGAGCCUGCCAACUAUCACUCCAAGAGAGCUUGAGAGUUUGAAAUCGAGCUUCUUAUCCGAGAUAAGUAGUCUGAAAGCUUCUCUGAGUGGAAAAGAAGCCGAGGUACAGUCACUCAAGACCGCGGUUGGCGAUGCAGAGAAGAGGGUUGGUGAAUGUAUGGAGCAGUUGCGAGAGGAGAGAGAUCUGAAGGAACAGCUCGCUGCAGAGAGGGAGGGUUGGGAAAAGAGGGGCAAAGAAAUGGAGUCGGUCCUUCGAAAUGUAAAGGAAGAGAUCUUACACGGUGAACGGGAGCGAGAUAAUCUCGAGGGAAGAUUGGAGGAGAGCGAGAGGAGAAGAGAGGCGGCGGAGAUGAUGGCCCAAGAGGCCGAAAGCAAGAUGGCCGCCAUGCGUUCCGGCAAGAUCUCGCCAACUCCAGAGGCUGUCGAGAACAAGCCAGGAGGAGAAUGUAGCUGUGGAGGCAGAACAGUUGAACUAGCGGUCGAGAAGGUCUCAAGAGAGCUGCAUUCCUUGUACAAAGACAAGCACGAAACCAAAGUGGCAGCCCUGAAGAAAAGCUACGAGCGCCGGUGGGAUAAGAAGGUCAAGGAGUUGGAAGAGCGGGUUGAAGAACUUACCAAAGAAAAUGAGGAAUUGAAGCUUGGGCGAGACACGACGAUGACCAAAGUUGAGCCCAAGAACCCCUUGGAAGUCACGGAAGAAUUAGAGAAGCAAGCUGCGAGAGAUGCCAGGACAAAAGAACUCGAGGCGGAGCUGGAGGGUCUUUCGGAGAUUGUAAAGAGCGUAAAGAGGGACAAUGACGAACUGCGCGAACUCCUCGACAGCGAAAGAGUUGAGAAAGGAAAGCUUGUGCAGGCAGUCGACGAGAUGAUCCCGCUGGUAGCUGCGUUCGAUGACAUGCUCGCCGAGAUGAACUCGGCUCCGGCAACCGCAACCCAGCCAAGUAAAGCCCCUGGACCGCAGAGCAGCCAACCCAACACAAUCGAGAACCUGCGAGGCAGCAUCUCCCGAGCUUCAGGUCUGCGUGCACCCACCAACAUCUCCAGCAUUGCUCCCGGAGAGAGCCGCAUCGGGAGGGGAGGAUUCGGUGCACCGGCGGGGAGUGCACACGAACGGAGCCGAAGUGGCAGCUCCCAGGGCACGAGGCCAGGAAGCGGAUUGGGAUAUCGUAGUGGGAUCAUGAGCUCUAUUGAGAAGAUGGGGAACCACCGGGGAAGAGGCGAGUAG